AUGCUGAAGCUGCUGGUGUUGCCUCUCCUGUGUGGCCUGGUGCACACUGCCCCGGGCCCAGCCCUGCCACGAGUGGGCAUCGUAGGGGGUCAAGAGGCUCCUAAGAACAAGUGGCCCUGGCAGGUGAGCCUGAGAAUCCACUUCAAGUUCUGGAUGCAUUUUUGCGGGGGCUCCCUCAUCCACCCACAGUGGGUACUGACGGCGGCGCACUGCGUGGGACCGGACAUCCCAAAUCCUGAGAACUUCCGGGUGCAGCUUCGCGAGCAGCAUCUUUACUAUGGAGACCGCUUGCUGACUUUGAGCAGGAUCAUCGCGCACCCCAACUACUACACUGCCCAGAACGGGGCAGACAUCGCCCUGUUGGAACUUGAGGAGGCUGUGAACAUCUCAGGCCUCAUCCACCCCGCCUCCCUGCCCCCCGCCUCGGAGACCUUCUCCCCAGGGACACCAUGCUGGGUGACAGGCUGGGGUGACGUGAACAAUGACGAGCCACUCCCGCCGCCAUACCCCUUAAAGCAAGUGAAGGUGCCCAUUGUGGACAAUAGGCUUUGUGACUUGAAGUACCAUAGUGGCGUCUACACAGGUGACAAUGUUCCCAUUGUCCGUGAUGACAUGCUGUGUGCUGGAAAUACCAGGGGGGACUCCUGCCAGGGCGACUCUGGAGGACCGCUGGUCUGCAAAGUGAAUGGCACCUGGCUGCAGGCAGGUGUGGUCAGCUGGGGCGAAGGUUGUGCGCAGCCCAACCGGCCUGGCAUCUACACCCGCGUCACCCACUACUUGGAUUGGAUCUAUCGCUAUGUCCCUAAGGACUCCUGAACAUCUCUAGUGUCAGGGGAGAUCCAGCCUCCUACUGUCCCACACAUACUGCAUCCUGCCAAGGUGGCUCCAGCCUUCCUUAUCUCCCUGCUUCCGAACCCCACCUCAGUGCCUGACCACUCGUCCAACUUCCCAGCCCAGGUAGCAUUCACCCUCCGCUGUUGUUCAUUAAAGUUCAUGAGAAGUA
Molecule: messenger RNA, 1003 nt
Organism: Jaculus jaculus (lesser Egyptian jerboa)
Lineage: Eukaryota; Metazoa; Chordata; Mammalia; Rodentia; Dipodidae
Product: tryptase beta-2
Exons: 5
Coding region: 1-816 (271 amino acids)
Biological process (GO): proteolysis
Molecular function (GO): serine-type endopeptidase activity
Source: RefSeq, a predicted model, not a curated record